Chrysochloris asiatica (Cape golden mole) is the source of this 2345-nucleotide messenger RNA. It is a transcript of the gene CRTAC1, whose product is annotated as cartilage acidic protein 1. Lineage: Eukaryota; Metazoa; Chordata; Mammalia; Afrosoricida; Chrysochloridae. The transcript has 15 exons. Gene Ontology annotation, molecular function: calcium ion binding. The record is from RefSeq and is a predicted model, not a curated record. The coding region runs from base 347 to 2284 and encodes 645 amino acids. Gene Ontology annotation, biological process: axonal fasciculation.
GGCUGCCGACUGCUGCCACCGCAAUCCCGGCUCCUAAAUCAGCGCGGGAGGCACCCCUCCCCCACCCGGCUCCCCAGGCGCCGGGGCCGCGAUUGGCCGUGCGGGCGCCCCCCGCCCCCGGGCCCCGGUUCCAGCCGCCGCGCCAUUGGCUGCCAGCCUCCGCCAGCCUUUACAUAAGCCCGCGCGCGCUCGAGUGGAGUUGUAUAAAGCCAGCGAGCGGCGUCGGGGCGGGAGGCUCGAGGCCAGCCCAGGACUGGGGCUGGGGGCGGUCAGAGGCGGCGGCAGAGGCGGCGGCAAGCGCCCGCGCUCCGGCGCCCCCAGGCUGUGGGGCUGAGCGAGUCCGAGGAUGGCUCCGCGAGCGGACCCUGGCAUGCUGAGGAUGUUACUAUUCCUCCUGAUGUUGUGGCUUCUGCCCCCCUCUGAGGAAUCCCAGCGGGUUGAACCCAUGUUCACUGCAGUCACCAACUCAGUUCUGCCCCCUGACUAUGACAGCAACCCCACCCAGCUCAACUAUGGUGUGGCAGUUACUGAUGUGGACCAUGACGGGGAUUUUGAGAUCGUUGUGGCAGGGUACAAUGGUCCCAACCUCGUUCUGAAGUAUGACCGGGCCCAGAAACGGCUGGUGAACAUCGCUGUAGAUGAGCGCAGCUCACCCUACUACGCACUGCGGGACCGUCAGGGAAACGCCAUCGGGGUCACGGCCUGUGACAUUGAUGGGGAUGGCCGAGAGGAGAUCUACUUCCUCAACACCAAUAAUGCCUUCUCAGGAGUGGCCACAUACACUGACAAGCUAUUCAAGUUCCGCAACAACCGGUGGGAAGACGUCCUGAGUGACAAGGUCAACGUGGCGCGUGGCGUGGCCAGCCUCUUUGCCGGACGCUCUGUGGCCUGUGUGGAUAGGAUGGGCUCCGGACGUUACUCAAUCUACAUCGCCAAUUAUGCCUACGGUAACGUUGGCCCCGAUGCCCUUGUUGAGAUGGACCCUGAAGCCAGUAUCCUUUCCCGGGGCAUUCUGGCCCUCAGAGAUGUGGCUGCUGAGGCCGGGGUCAGCAAAUACACAGGGGGCCGGGGAGUCAGCGUGGGUCCCAUCCUCAGCAGCAGUGCCUCGGAUAUCUUCUGUGACAAUGAGAACGGGCCCAACUUCCUCUUCCACAAUCGAGGUGACGGUACCUUCGUGGAUGCUGCGGCCAGUGCUGGUGUGGAUGACCCCCACCAGCAUGGGCGAGGCGUCGCCCUGGCCGACUUCAACCGUGAUGGCAAGGUGGACAUUGUGUAUGGCAACUGGAACGGUCCCCACCGCCUCUACCUGCAAAUGAGUGCCCACGGGAAGGUCCGAUUUCGGGACAUUGCCUCACCCAAGUUCGCCAUGCCCUCCCCAGUCCGCACGGUCAUCGCCGCCGACUUCGACAAUGACCAGGAGCUGGAGGUCUUCUUCAACAACAUCGCCUACCGCAGCUCCUCAGCUAACCGCCUUUUCCGUGUCAUCCGCAGGGAGCACGGGGACCCCCUCAUUGAGGAGCUCAAUCCUGGUGAUGCCUUGGAGCCUGAGGGCCGGGGCACAGGAGGCGUGGUGACAGACUUCGACGGAGAUGGGAUGCUGGACCUCAUCUUGUCCCACGGAGAGUCCAUGGCUCAGCCACUGUCCGUCUUCCGGGGGAAUCAGGGCUUCAGCAACAACUGGCUUCGAGUGGUGCCAAGGACGCGGUUUGGGGCCUUCGCCAGGGGGGCCAAGGUGGUGCUCUACACCAAGAAGAGCGGUGCCCACCUGAGGAUCAUCGACGGGGGCUCAGGUUACCUGUGUGAAAUGGAGCCUGUGGCACACUUUGGCUUGGGGAAGGAUGAAGCCAGCAGUGUGGAGGUCACAUGGCCAGAUGGCAAGAUGGUGAGCAGAGGCGUGGCCAGUGGGGAAAUGAACUCAGUGCUGGAGAUCCCCUACCCCCAGGACGAGAAUAAACUUCAGGACCCAGCCCCACUGGAGUGCGGCCAAGGAUUCUCCCAGCAGGAAAAUGGCCAUUGCAUGGAUACCAAUGAAUGCAUCCAGUUCCCGUUCGUGUGCCCUCGGGACAAGCCUGUGUGUGUCAACACCUAUGGAAGUUACAGGUGCCGAACCAACAAGCGGUGCAGUCAGGGCUACGAGCCCAACGAGGACGGCACAGCCUGUGUGGCUCAAGUGGCCUUUUUAGGUGGGUACCCCUCUGCAGCCUUUAGACUCUCUGAACCUCACUCUUGGGCCUCAUAUCUUUCCUUAGGCCUUGGACUUUGCCUUCAAUUAUAUGCACUUUAAAUCCCAUCAAUAAAAAAAGAAAAAAAUACAACAAAACUAACAACCUUUGUGGAAAACUAAA